Molecule: messenger RNA, 1958 nt
Organism: Penaeus chinensis
Lineage: Eukaryota; Metazoa; Arthropoda; Malacostraca; Decapoda; Penaeidae
Exons: 4
Coding region: 65-970 (301 amino acids)
Source: RefSeq, a predicted model, not a curated record
UCUACACAUACGUAAAAACAUAUGCGUUUAUUCCCCACAGAAUGCGUGAUCCAUCGAGCGCACUAUGCGGCUGCUGCGUCUCCAUGUUCUGUGCUUAGGCGUCUGUUUGUCCGCGGCCGCAGGCGACGAACCCCAAGGAUGUGUUAUCACGGAAAUGAAAAAUAGGCCUGCGAAACUAAAUCGGGAUACGCUAGGAAAACCCCUUUACCUGUGGCCUGGUUCCUCUCUGUUUAUGCUAUCCUUAAUACUGCUUUUAAAUAAUGGAACUGAUGAAGAUACCGCCACUGUCAAUUUGAAGAAUGAGACUCAGCUUCUUCCUAAGAACUGGAACAAGAUAGAAUUCUCAACCACAAAGAUAAAUGACACGAACUUUCCAACUGUGUCCAUCCCGGCUGUCAAUGAGACUCAUAUUCAACGGAACUGCUCAAAUUGUUCACUGAAGGAACUACAAAUAAAAAUAGAAGGAAGUGCCCUGAUUACCUAUAAUUGUUCAAACAAUGCCAACCCUCCAGCUCUCUUCGCUGACCAUUACAAGGAAGCAGGCUGCACGAGUGGGGAAAUGGCACCAGAGACGUGCACGUCAUGUAAUGCUUGGAAAUACAGUUUGCUGCUUCUGCCGAUCUGUUUCCUCUCGAUCCUCCGCAACAUUUGGACCUUAGUAAAACACAGGAGGCGUAGCGCAGGAGAGACAGCCCGCCGCCAGGAAGACAACCUGCCCUUGGUCUUUCUUGGGGCCCAGAACGUGUCCUUGGUCUCUCACGGGGCCCAGGAUCUGCCCCCACCCGUGCCGCCCCGCUUUCUCGAGUCCCCAGCUGGAGGAGCCGUAAGGAGGGAACGAGGUAUGAGGGAGUACCACGAUGCCACUCAGUCGACAGAGAGUGAAAAUGUGUAUGAGGAAGUUCCGGAGGGCGCGAUAAAGGCGUCCAUCUCGGUCGAGAGCGUGAACAGCAUUUACGGCACCGUUCCUUAGGCGCGAGUGGGUGCCUUUCGGCUCGCAAGCUUUCUUCAGGCGCAGAGUCAGGCCGCCUUCGCUCGGCUCUUUGGUGUAGUGUACUGACGCCUCAGCUUCCUACUUGCCGCUCUCGCCCCUGUGUCAGGCCGCAUAAGACUUCGUAACAUCCCCCCUCCGACCGUCCCUGGCGCCUGGCCGUGACGGAACCGAACAAUAGAUGGCGCAGAAGGUAACGCUGUAGAGGACCUGCCUGCAGGAGACGCUGACAAGCGAACGGGGACGCCUUGGACGAGAUGCUGCGGUUCUUACUGAGGAUGACAUGAUAUGUUGGACAGGCGUUUGGCCCUUAAAUACUUGAACUAACGCUUGAAAAUGCAAAUAAGUUGUUUGGCGCCAGAGCCUGGUUGGCUAACAAGCAUAAUUUUAUUUCAUUUUAUAUCUAAAACCAUGUAAAUAUUUUACCUUUCUUUUAUUUAUGUAAAAAAUGUCAAGUGUUUUUAUUAAAGACCACCGAUGUAAAUGUACAAUGAAUAUGAACAAUCUCACAGUAACUAAAAUAGAAGAUGUUACGCCUCAAAGAACAGACGCUGCGCAGACUCCGGAUUAUUAAGAGUACUCUUUUUUUUCGUGGAGGUUUUAUUUGUGUUUUGUUUUGUUAUGACUUGAUGGUGAUAAUGACUUUCACGUUCCUUUUACUUUAUUUUAACUAAUGAUGAAUUCAUAUAUAUUCCACUGAACUUGUGGAACAUGCUUGUUUGGUGGUAGCUCUGCUCAUUCGUAUUUCCUUAUUUUCUUUUAUUUGUCAAUCUUUCGUACUUUCGUAUAUUGACGAUACAACACAACAUUCAGGCCUUUCCUUCGGUCAGGUUAGAUAGAUAUAGCGUUGGCCACGAUCUUGAAAGCUUAUUACGCUACAAUAUGAUUGAUUCUAACCUGCCCUUAGUAACGAACUCUAAGUAUACUUUUGUGCCGAAACAGGAAGCACGAGAUUCUCUCUCACAUGCUC